Molecule: messenger RNA, 447 nt
Organism: Leishmania mexicana MHOM/GT/2001/U1103
Lineage: Eukaryota; Euglenozoa; Kinetoplastea; Trypanosomatida; Trypanosomatidae
Exons: 1
Coding region: 1-447 (148 amino acids)
Source: RefSeq, a predicted model, not a curated record
AUGUCCCUCUAUGGCGCUCGCGAGAGUGGCGGUGACGAGAUGAUGACGCCAGGCAUCACCGGCAUGAGCGGCAACUACCGAAACGAGAGCAACUGUCACCGCUUCUGGAAUCGGCUCAUGACAUGCAUGCGGGAGAGCCAAGAGCUGGAUGUGCUGUACGACUGCCGCAGCCGCAUGCUAGACAUGCGAGAGUGCGUCGUGCGUCACAAGCAGUCAACGUGGGUGAUGCGCGAAACGAUGACGUCCAUCCGCCACGAGGCCGAGCUCCGCAAGUGGCUGCGUGACUAUGAUGAAAAGAUGGGGCACCCGCCGCUGCUGGAGGCGGUGGCGACAGUGCGCAAGAAGGUGGCCGCCGAAGGCGGGGUGGAUAUCAUGAACCCGACGGUCUUCAAGGACCCCGACAUGUACAUCCCACGCAGGGCGAAGGUAGCGUCUGCCGACAGGUGA